Messenger RNA from Aspergillus neoniger CBS 115656, 2149 nucleotides. RefSeq names its product sugar porter family MFS transporter. The transcript has 4 exons. Lineage: Eukaryota; Fungi; Ascomycota; Eurotiomycetes; Eurotiales; Aspergillaceae. The record is from RefSeq and is a predicted model, not a curated record. The coding region runs from base 467 to 2149 and encodes 560 amino acids. Gene Ontology annotation, biological process: transmembrane transport; carbohydrate transport. Gene Ontology annotation, molecular function: carbohydrate:proton symporter activity. Gene Ontology annotation, cellular component: membrane.
GGGUUGGUCCUUGCAAAUUAGCACAACCUGCCGCUAAACCUUUCUGUCUUCCCACACAGGGUUUCAAGCCGUGCGUGGACGGGGAUCUUGAUCCCUUUCAUGCCUUAAGCUACGUUCGUCGGAUCAUCACUGGACUUCGCUCUCCAAUCAUCGAUUCGUUGCUUCCGCCACGAGACACGCCGAUGGGCUGGCUGGGGUGAUGGGUGGCCCGACCACAUACAACGGUACCUUCCUGACCGGUGGCACGAUUGGUCCAAUCCCCAACUCUAGACGCAGCUCUGACCAGACAAUUUUCCGCUCAUGAUGCGGGGUUCGCUCUUUACCCCCGGAGAUGACUCGCGGCUGACGCAUGGAUGAGUCGGUAGUAUAUAUUAAGCUACCACCACUCUUCCCAGCGUUGCGACUCUCUCUUUCCCCUUCCUUUCCCGGAGCAGCCAAGUCUCGUUGUUGAUCAACAGCCGCAAUCAUGUUGAUCGGCAACAUCUACGUGAUUGCGAGCGUCGCCGUCGUCGGCGGCGGCUUGUUUGGCUUUGAUAUCUCCUCCAUGUCCGCUCAGCUGAGCGAAAAUUCCUAUCUAUGCUAUUUCAACCAGGGCCCUAAGGGACCCCCCUUUACUGACGAUGAGGACUGCUCCGGUCCCACAUCCCUUAACCAAGGUGGCAUCACGGCCGCCAUGGCAGCUGGAUCUUGGCUGGGUGCCUUGAUUUCAGGUCCGCUUUCUGACCGCAUUGGACGCAAGACGUCCAUCAUGGUCGGCUGCAUCGUUUGGCUGAUCGGCUCCACUAUUAUGUGCGCUUCUCAGAACAUUGGCAUGCUGGUUGUUGGGCGGGUCAUCAACGGUCUCGCUGUGGGCAUAGAAUCUGCUCAGGUCCCCGUCUACAUCAGUGAACUUUCGCCACCCUCCAAGCGUGGCCGGUUUGUAGGCAUGCAGCAAUGGGCCAUCACAUGGGGUAUCCUCAUCAUGUUCUAUAUCUCGUACGGCUGCUCCUUCAUCGGGGGACAGAAGUCCUACAACUACAGUACUGCUUCUUGGCGGGUCCCCUGGGGUCUGCAGAUGCUGCCGGCUGUUUUCCUUUUCCUUGGCAUGAUGGUCCUGCCUGAGUCUCCUCGCUGGUUGGCGCGCAAGGAUCGUUGGGAGGACUGCCACCGGGUCUUGGCUCUCGUCCACGCCAAGGGGGAUCUCAGCCAUCCUUUCGUUGCGCUAGAGCUGCAGGAUAUCCGGGACAUGUGUGAGCUUGAACGUCAGUUCAAAGAUGUCACUUACCUUGACCUAUUCAAGCCGCGGAUGAUCAAUCGCACGAUGAUCGGUCUUUUCAUGCAGAUCUGGUCUCAGCUGACCGGCAUGAAUGUGAUGAGUAUGUCUUCCUGUUCCCGUCCAGGGUUUACUUUGACAGUGUACUACAUCACCUACCUCUUCUCCAUGGCCGGGUACAGCGGUGACUCCACCCUCCUUGCCUCCUCCAUUCAGUACAUUAUCAAUGUGUUUAUGACCCUCCCGGCACUGAUCUGGAUGGACAAAUGGGGGCGUCGUAUGCCAUUGCUGGUUGGCGCAGCUCUGAUGGCCAUCUUGAUGUAUGCCAACGGUGCGAUCAUGGCGGUUCAUGGUACUGUGGUGCCUGGGGGCAUCAACGGUGUUGCGGCCGAGUCGAUGCGUCUUCACGGCGCUCCGGCCAAAGGUUUGAUUGCCUGCACAUACCUCUUCGUUGCCUCGUAUGCGCCUACCUGGGGUCCUGUAUCCUGGACGUAUCCCCCUGAGUUGUAUCCGCUGCGGCUGCGUGGUAAGGGAGUGGCUUUGUCGACCUCAGGUAACUGGGCGUUUAACACUGCAUUGGGACUGUUUACACCCACGGCCUUUGAGAACAUCCGGUGGAAGACCUACAUCAUGUUUGGAGUGUUCAACACCGCCAUGUUCUUGCACGUGUUGUUCCUUUUCCCGGAGACAGCAGGAAAGACGCUCGAAGAGACGGAAGCGAUGUUUGAGGAUCCCAACGGCAUCAAGUACAUUGGUACACCGGCUUGGAAGACCAAGAUGAAGACCCGGCAGGUGGAGCAGUUGGAGCACGGUGAAGUGGAUGUGGAAUCAAAGAUUGAAGCCCGCCACGCAGAGACCACGGAGACUGCUCCCAAGUCGCAGGAGGCGACAGCGUAA